This is a messenger RNA of Oncorhynchus gorbuscha (pink salmon), 605 nucleotides long. RefSeq names its product nucleoplasmin-like. The coding region runs from base 165 to 590 and encodes 141 amino acids. The transcript is spliced from 4 exons. Gene Ontology annotation, cellular component: nucleoplasm; cytoplasm; nucleolus. NCBI's taxonomy places the organism in Eukaryota, Metazoa, Chordata, Actinopteri, Salmoniformes, Salmonidae. Gene Ontology annotation, biological process: chromatin remodeling. Gene Ontology annotation, molecular function: chromatin binding; histone binding; RNA binding. The record is from RefSeq and is a predicted model, not a curated record.
CUCCGUUUGAAUUCUGGUUAAAUUUUUUGACCUCCAUAGACCACUUUAUCAACACCCAAACCAAAAUACUGACACAAUCGAAACCCCUGAUUUAUGUAUCAAUAAAGCAGGGAGAGAAUAGGCAUAGUAUUGCAGAAUAUUAAAAGGAGGUUAACUUCAUCGCCAUGGAUCUCUCCCUUUCACCCUCUGUUUCUGACACGGUCUGUGUGCUCUGGGGCUGUGAGCUGAAUGACACCCAGAGAAAGGCAGUGUUUGAAAUAGCGGAGGAUUUGUUGGAGCAUCAGUUCUUUAUCCGAACGAUGUGUCUGAGUGCAGAGGCCAGUAAGGAGAUGCAUGUGGUGGAGGUACAGGACAGAGUUGGGGAAUGCUGCAAGCCAGUGCCCAUUGCCACACUUCACCCUAUGUGCCAACCUAUGGUCAGUUUCAGUGGGUUUGAGCUCAUCCCACCUGUCAUCUUCAACCUUCGCUCUGGGCAGGGCCCCCUUUUCAUUUCUGGACAGCAUUUGACAUUGGUCUAUGAGGAGGGGGAGGAGGAGGAGGAGAAGGAGGAGAAGGAGGAGGGGGAGGAGGAGGAGAAGGAGGGCUUCUAAUCAACACCCCUACUU